AUGCAGCAGAACUGCGGGAGCAUCCGUCGACGGAAAGAGAUGCGUACCCAGUCGACCAAACCUGUUGUUAACUCGACUUCCUCUUUUGAGAGAAACACUUCGCAACCAUGGCAUAGUUCUACCACCUCAGAUGCAUCGGUCAAGGUUGCGUCAAGAGAUGGAAGUCCAGCAAAGUCGUUAUCACUCUUUCAUUCUACCAUUCCAGAGGAGCUCGCGGGACAUUUACGAGCUAUGAUGCCUGGGCAGACUGGAGUGGAAUUGUCAGGCGAAGAGCUGGCAGAGAACUUCCUCGAAGCAUUAGAUUUACCUCCGGUUACUAAGCAGUCGUUAAGUGAGCUGGACAUUCAGAGUAUCAUCACCAACAUCAAGCUGCGGCAUGAUGUCAACUUCGACAGAGACCUGAGCUUCAGACCGAAUGUCGAUGGUGUCAAAGGGCAAGAGAAGGAGAAAGUAGCGGACAAAUAUUGGGGAGCAUUGAUCGCCGAGUUGGUACUGUACAACCGUAUGUUCCAUGGAACGCCACCACUAUCAGCGAUUCAAGUGGAAGCUUUCACUCCCUAUGCGCAACGACGGAUACCGAUCCUAUUCCAGAACGUUCGAGACGUUCUCAAGAGUCUGGUACCCGACCGAGAUCAUUCCAGAGUGGACGAGCAUCUAGAUGUUCCCAUGUUGAUGCAAGCUAUCGAGCGAGGAGUGUGUGAUUUGGGACGGCUGGCAGAGUGGAUGGCGCAACUACUCAAGGAACAUUGCGCGCCGAUGCGCGAUGUCUUGGUUGACGAGAUGGUCACUUGCACGAGACUGGGUGAGGCAGAUCGUAAUCUCGAAAAGAUCGUCGAAGGAUUGCGAAAGCUGUUUGGCAUAUUGGAGGCUAUGAAACUUGACGUAGCGAACCAUCAGAUCCGCAAUCUGAAGACUCUUCUGAUUGAGGACACGAUCAACUUUGAGAAGCACUACCAUCUCGAUAGACUUGUGCAUGGCAGAGCAAGAGUCAACAUCAACACGGCACAAAACUGGUUCACAAACGCAGUUGAUGAGUUUGGUCCGCAGUGUUCGCCCCGACCCCGAGCUGGACCAUGUUUUGAGCUAGAGGUCUUUACUCGCGCGGUAGUGGCAAUCUCAUUCGGCAGGGACGGCCGGAGUGACUUCCCCGAAACCUUCUUCCUGGACCACGAUCGACUAGUGAUACUCAAAGCCGAGGUUGACGAUCUUGUCAUGUUUGAGGUCUGCAUGGAGAUGUACGUGACGCUCGCAAGACAGCUAGGGUACCAAGGACCCAUGACUAUGGCCAUCGGACAGCAGCUUCGCACCGCUCUCUCCGCCAUCAUGGGUGAGGCUGCGGGUCAUGGUCCCCAACAGUGGAUGAUGAACUCUGAAGCUCUCUCGCUUGAGAUUCUGCGCCAAGCUUCACAUCUCGCCGGACAAACACCCGGGUGCAGUUUCGAUCGCAUGGCUGAAUCUAAUCAAUGCCUCCGUCUCAUGUUCGUCCGCAAAUCUGCCUGGCACGCAUCGCGUCUCGAGGCGUCACUCCUACCACAGAUCCUUGCCAAUGUCGACCGCCACAGUUCCUCAUCGCCCAUCGAACUCUUCAACAGCCUUGUAUCCACAUCUCAUUCCAUGCCGCAACUUCCAACACUUUCACGACCUACCAUCUCCGAUACGUUUGCUUUCGCCCAUCUACACCCCGAGACCGCGAAACUGACCGACCUCGCUAACCGCAUCACACACAUCAUACUACUUCACUGGCGCGUGUGGGGCCCUAUCGCAUACGUCCAAGAAGACGAAUCGCAACACCUUUCCCUUGAUGGAGGCGUGAUGCCAUCCGCAGUAUCACAAACUCAGUCACGACAAGCGCCAUCAAACGCCGAACAGGAAGCUUCCCUCCCUACAAGCAUGAGGACAGGCGAGCCACUAGAAUCAGGCCAAGACACGCACAUCACACACCAAUCACUUCCCCAAUAA
Molecule: messenger RNA, 1959 nt
Organism: Alternaria atra
Lineage: Eukaryota; Fungi; Ascomycota; Dothideomycetes; Pleosporales; Pleosporaceae
Exons: 2
Coding region: 1-1959 (652 amino acids)
Source: RefSeq, a predicted model, not a curated record